AUGGCAAUCCCUUCUCCUAUCAAAACCAUUAUUCCAAUCAAAGUUCAAAACAUCUCCUUCCCCUUUUACACCGACCACGGUGUCAGCUGUGGUCGCAUUGACCAUUUUUUACUCACAGAGUCAACCAUUUUCGCUCUUGAGCCACUCCUUAACCCUGUUUCCAGCUCAAACGAAACCUCUCAAACGUGGGAGAUAGCCAAAGGCUACCGGCUUGCCACUUCUGGUAAAAAUAAUACCAGUAGAGUCCAUCUGAGUAAGCUUUUCCAAAGGGAAACCACCGUCUUCUCUAAAGUUGCUGUUUCCAAAUCUGCUGAUAAAUUUUCGUUCUUGGCGAUUCACAAUGAGAGCCCAGAUAUCUUCCGUGCCGGCGACGAUGAUAAUCGAGGGAAACUGGUGGGGCGGAAGGAUGGGGAUGAAGAAUUGGCGGCAUUAGACAUUGAUGUGCAUGAUAUUGUGGAUGGUAUUUACCACAAUAACAGAUUCUUCGCUCAGGGUUUAUCAGGUCCUACUUUGGUUUUCGAUGCUGAAACUCUUGAAAUUGUUCAAGUUACGCACAUGAAGGGCUCCAGGGGUCGACAUUUUUUCGUGGAGUGGUCUGAGGAUCUGUUUCUUGUGAAUACGUUUUGGGAUUUCAAAAGUGGCAGUGUUCUUUUAACUUUCCAUGUUUAUGAGCAGAACGGUCUAGAUAACGACUGGGUUCCGGUGAAGGACGGCGUCGGUGACGGAGUUUUUUUACUGGGUGACGAUUUUUCUUUCUCUGUUUCGGCGAAGGAGUUCUUGACAUUGACUGAAAAUACCGUCUACUUGCGAAAAUUUCCUCAAGCCUAA
Mangifera indica (mango) is the source of this 828-nucleotide messenger RNA. RefSeq lists its product as uncharacterized. The record is from RefSeq and is a predicted model, not a curated record. Bases 1 to 828 code for a protein of 275 amino acids. Lineage: Eukaryota; Viridiplantae; Streptophyta; Magnoliopsida; Sapindales; Anacardiaceae. The transcript is spliced from 2 exons.